Messenger RNA from Salmo salar (Atlantic salmon), 2346 nucleotides. Its product is annotated as 25-hydroxyvitamin D-1 alpha hydroxylase, mitochondrial. NCBI's taxonomy places the organism in Eukaryota, Metazoa, Chordata, Actinopteri, Salmoniformes, Salmonidae. Gene Ontology annotation, cellular component: mitochondrial inner membrane. Gene Ontology annotation, biological process: glucocorticoid biosynthetic process; cholesterol metabolic process; cellular response to peptide hormone stimulus. The record is from RefSeq and is a predicted model, not a curated record. Gene Ontology annotation, molecular function: monooxygenase activity; heme binding; oxidoreductase activity, acting on paired donors, with incorporation or reduction of molecular oxygen.
UAUGUCGCGCAGGUCCCAGUCCGACAUGGGUCGAGCGAUAUAAAUAGUGUCUUGGUGCCUUGGUGCAAGAUGAGCACCGACACCCGAUAGACUUGCAUUUGUUUCCCUACCAGUACAUGAACAUAGCAAAAAGGAUGCUGCAGCAAGCCCUCAAAGUGUCUGGUCGCAGUAUGACCCCGCUGAUCAAGUGGAUGGACAAUUGGGCUGAGAGCUCAGUUGGCCGGAAGAAGGCAGAGGCGGCGCACAGGGUGAAAACCCUGGAGGAAAUGCCGGGACCCACCGUCGCCAAAUUUGCCUGGGACCUCUUCGCCAAACGGGGACUGUCCCGCCUCCACGAGCUGCAGCUUGAGGGUGUGAAGCGCUAUGGGCCGAUGUGGAAGACCAGCUUCGGCCCCAUCCUGACGGUGCACGUGGCAGAGCCAGCCCUGAUUGAGCAAGUGCUGAGGCAGGAGGGCAAGACCCCCAUCCGCUCUGACCUCUCCUCCUGGAAGGACUACAGGAAACAACGAGGUCAUGGCUACGGACUGCUCACAGCUGAAGGGGAGGAGUGGCAGGCGGUGCGGAGUCUCCUGGGGAAGCACAUGCUACAUCCAAAGGCGGUGGAGGCCUACGACACCACUCUAAAUGCCGUUGUUGAUGACCUCAUUGCUAAGCUCCGCCUCAGCAGGCGCCAGGACCCCUGCGGUCUCGUCCCGAACAUCAGCAGUGAGUUCUACCGCUUCGGCCUCGAAGGGAUCUCCUCAGUCUUGUUCGAGUCCAAGAUUGGUUGCCUAGACCCUGUGGUUCCCACAGAGACAGAGUGUUUCAUCCAGUCCAUUAACACCAUGUUUGUCAUGACACUCCUCACCAUGGCUAUGCCCGCCUGGUUACACAAGCUGUUCCCCAUGCCCUGGGACACUUUCUGCCAAUGCUGGGACUACAUUUUCCAAUUCGCUAAAGGUCACAUUGACCAGCGUCUGAAGGAGGAAGCGGAGAAGGUGGCGCGGGGAGAGAAGGUGGAGGGUCGAUAUCUAACCUACUUCCUGACCCGCACAGGGCUGCCCAUGAAGACAGUGUACAGCAACGUCACUGAGAUGCUUCUGGCUGGAGUGGACACGAUCUCCAGCACCAUGUCCUGGUCCCUGUACGAACUAUCUCGGCACCCCGAGGUGCAGGUCUCGCUGAGGGAGGAGGUACUGGCCGUGAUGGGGGGUCGGAGGGUGCCUGGGGCUGUAGACGUGGCUCGCAUGCCCCUCAUGAGGGCUGUGGUGAAGGAGGUGCUCAGACUUUAUCCUGUUAUUGCGGCCAAUGCCAGGGUCAUUGCUGACAAAGACAUCCAGGUCGGAGACUACCUCCUCCCCAAAAACACUCUGAUCACCCUCUGCCACUUCGCCACAUCCCGGAAUGCAGCAUUUUUCCCGAACCCGGAUACAUUCCAGCCCCAUCGCUGGCUGAACCGGUACAAAGGCCACCACCCUUACGCCUCAGUGCCCUUUGGCGUGGGCAAACGCAGCUGCAUCGGCCGCCGCAUCGCAGAGCUGGAGGUCUACCUGGCACUGGCACGAAUUCUGAUGCAGUUUGAUGUGAAGCCCGAUCCAGAAGGCAGUGGUGCAGCAGUCAAACCCAUGACCCGGACACUGCUGGUGCCAGAGAGCGAGAUCAACCUGCAGUUCAUCGAGAGAUGAGCCAAUGACGUGCUGAACACUAGCUAUGUGCAUUUGACAGUGACUGACAAUCCCAGUCUCUCAGAGUGAGACAGAUGGGAGCACUGGGGAAGAAAGAGGGCCCAACUGAAGCUGAAACCCUGCAGGCCUCAACCCACAGACCAGGCCCUCAGACCCUCAGAACUCAAGCCCAGAUGGUUUGGGCUUAGUACUUUAAUGACAAGUGAUUUUCCAUCGCAAUACCAGGUUGAUUACCCUUGCACCACUUAAACUUAGUGCUUUAUUCAAUAAUGGUCAUGAAUGCAAUAUCACUUAUACUUACUUGUGGUUUAGAUUGUAGCCAAUGAUACUACCAGUAGCCAAUGAUAUUACCAGUGGAAUCUCUGAUAACUAAAUUAUGUUCCUCUCACCUAACUAGACAUGAAUUGCAAUUUUACAGAUUUUAUUAAAUUCAGUUGUAAGUAUGCAUCUUGAUCAUAGCAUGUAAUGGUCAGUCCACAAAAACCACAAUCACCCCUUUAGACAAUCUUCAAUAUUCAUUUAUUAUAGGCCUAUUUGUGUACAGUACCAGUAAAACAUUUGGACACACCUACUCAUUCAAGAGUAUUUUUGUAAAAAAAUAUUUGACUAUUUUCUACAUUGUAGAAUAAUAGUGAAGACAUCAACACUAUGAAAUAACACAUGGAAUCAUGUAGUAACCAAA